This is a messenger RNA of Amphibalanus amphitrite, 4766 nucleotides long. Its product is annotated as translation initiation factor IF-2-like. The coding region runs from base 1684 to 3543 and encodes 619 amino acids. The transcript is spliced from 2 exons. The record is from RefSeq and is a predicted model, not a curated record. NCBI's taxonomy places the organism in Eukaryota, Metazoa, Arthropoda, Thecostraca, Balanomorpha, Balanidae.
ACAGCGCCGGCGCGGUCCACCGGGGUACAGCGGGCGCAGCCGGGUGCCGCCCAUCAGCCCCCGUCCUCCAGAUCUCAGGUGCGGUGGUCGACCGGGCAGUGCACUGUGCUUGGAGCGAUCAGUGAUCUCAGGCAGUGGGUGAGACCGGUCGGAAGCUGUGAUCUCGAGCUUGGUGUUGUUCUGGAGGCCCGGCGGAGCCCGAGCUGAGCACCGUGCUGGGACAGGGAGGUGAACCGUCUCGGAGAAGUGCGACAGGUGCAGCCAAUAACUGCCCUGCUGGGCCGCGCGAGUAGACUACUCCAGAAGCUGCCACCUUCAGUGCCACCUCUACCUGCGACGGUCUGUCCAAGGGGCCGCCGCAGGUCACCUUCCCGGGAACGCGCCUACGGGACCGUCUGCCGGGGGGUCAGCAGCGACCCGACCGGGACCGCACGCCUAGGGGACCGUCUGCCGGGGGUCACCAGCGACCUGACCGGGUGAUGGAGCUGACCAGCCUCCGGCGGCACACCACCUCCGGCCUCGUCAGCUCCCGAUCGACUCUGUCCACUCAGUCGGUCGCCGGCCGGCCCCCCAGUCAAAGCGGCUCGCUGUGCUCUCCCGUCAGUUGGGACGGCUCGCGUCUCUCUCCGGCUCCGGGGAGCAUCAGUCGCCGGUCAGACGGGCUCCCGUCGCCGCUCACCAGCCCCGGGAGCUGCGCGUCGGCUCCCGGCUCCGGUCACAGCGCGGCUCCCGGCUCCGCUCCCGGCUCCGCUCCCGGCCUGCUUCGGCAACAUUCGGUGAGUCUUAGUUCGGUGGUUAUCUCGAGCUAGUUUCCUGUUUAUUUGUUACCCUUUUUGUACUCUGAUUGAUGUGCUAUAGACUCAUAGCUCCUACACUGGAUACAUCCAACACAUUCGACGGCACCUGCUACCUCAGCAUGGUUCCACCGCAGCACUAAACCGUUCAAUCCCGGCUCCUUCCAGGUCUUGCGUUGUCCUCAGAACGAGUCGUUCUGACAGUGACUGUGGCACACUGUACCACCGGCUCACCCUCGUGGCUGCAUGGUCAUGGUGCCGUGAUCCCGCACCCGUGCCCGUCCUGUGUGCGUCCGACACGGGUCCACCGCUGUUGACGCUCCCUGACCUGUUACAGGCACCGGCCGAGCCCCGGCCCAGGCCGCCGGUGGGCCGGCUCGCCCGUCUCGGUUCCGGGCCCACGCCUAGCGGCCCUUUUAAGCGGCCCGUCAGACAGAGGUUCGGUUCUUUGGGUAGAGGUCCGCACGCUGCGCCACCGAGGGACUAUGACCCCUGGUCGGCUCAGGUGGCGCCACCUGCAGAGGGCGCCGGCAGGUACCAGGGGGCGCCACCGAGGCCGCAGGGGCCGGGACAGGCGCCGCGGCGGUCCCGCUCACCUUCCGUCGGUGACUCAGGUGGCAGCCGAGCUGAGCGCACCUCUGAGCAGAGGGUGCUCUGCGACUCUGUCAGCAGAGGGCGGGCGGAGGCCGGGUCCGGCCGGCGGCUCAACCUGUCCUACUCGGCUCGGGUGGCCGAGCGGCGCCGCCCGCGCUGCUCCGGUCACACCCUCAGUCAGAGCACCGACCUGGCCCAGGAGGAGGUGACACUGAAUAUCGCAGCGCAGGCCAACUCGCGGUGCCGGGUACAGAGAACGGAGACGUCCUUCUCGGACAAAGGUGACCUGUAUGUGAUGAGGAAAAGGGUCGACGUGGCAGAAAACUGCUCAAUCACUACAGUCAGGGACGAAAUUCUGACCAGCAAAAGUCAGAAUUUUACUUGCUUUGGAGGGACUGACAUAACCAAAGCAGAACGGCUUUCUAAAACAAAAACCAGACCCGAUCAUUACUAUUUGGACAGAAGAGAUAAAAACAAAAACCAUAUCCGUGAAAAGCGGGUAACACACAGUGAAGAGGUCAACCCAGAAGGUCUGAAUAUGUUUCCGUCAGACGCGAGAAGCUCUGAUGAAAAGUCGCUACUCAAAAGAGGAUACGAUUCGUUCUCAGAAGAUCGUGCAAUGAAAAGAUCGCGCCAGUCCGUGGUGUCGUGGAACUCUCCAGAUCAAUCUGUUCACUCUCCGGGCAUUUUGGAGAGCUUCUCAGAAGCAAACCAUUAUAAAACAUCCAAUGUUUGGAGCGCGCAGCAGCACUGGCGACCUUCUCAAAGGAGCUCACGGCUCACCAGCCAGAGCUCUGACUACCGACAGAGAGAGGAGAGGAUCCGGGACCGGCCGAUGUCUGCCGUGCCGCCCCCGCGCUGGCUGCAGCACCCGCCGCCCGGCUGCCGGGGACACCCCUGGAGGUAUGGGUCCGCGGCGUCCGGUGACGGCGGCCGGCGGCGGCCUCCGCUGCUGCCGACACCGCCCCGCGGCCGGCGCCGCCCGGGGCCGGCCGGCUCCCCAGCCGUCACCACCACCACCCGGCUGGGUGAGACGCCGCCCACCCCCGAAUCGGCCGGCGCGGCCGGCCCGCUCGGCCUGCUCUGGGCCGCCGAGAUGCCGCUGCUCCCGCAGCUGCUGGAGCCGCUCUCACCAAUGUCUCCGCUCUCCGUGUCUCCGCCGCUGUCUCCCGAGCUUCCGCUGUCUCCCUUGUCUCCCCUGAGCUCGCCCAGGUCACCGCCCUCCGCUCGGCGGCAGAAAAUACCAGAGGGAGACUUUUACCUAGGACCGCCCGAACCGAUCACCACGUGCAACCCCCGAUCGAGUCGCCACCGCUCACGUCUCACCACUGAUAGGCUGAGCGACUCCGACACCGACUCCGACUCCGACUCCGACUCCGACUCCGACUCCGCCGACGGCCAGACCACGCGGUGGGCUGGGGCUCGGAGACGGGAUACGCACAGGGACCGGCUCAACUCGGCCAGCACGGCGAGCGGGGACAGCUCGGCUGCUCCGAGAGCCGAGCGGCAGCGGCGCGGCGCUGCCCGACCGGCCCGAGCCGCGGUCGGCUCGUGCCCGAGCGGCGCUGCCUGGCCGGCCGGGCGGCGGCCCAGCGACGCUGCCGCCCCCGCCGAUCGAUUCGACCGGCGGCGCUCGAGUGGCGAUCGAUGUGCCGAGUGCUCCGCCGGCGGACACUCCCAGCGGCCGCCGGCCCGUCCUCCGGCGGCCGACAGCCGGCACUCGGCACCCGACCGUCACCCAAACACCAGUGACCCCAGGUCACCCCAGACCCAGCCGCGGCCGGGCCGUCCCGGUCGGCCGGGCCGCGGCCGGGGGACCGACGAGCCGCCAGCCGACCUGGCGACCACCUGUGGCCGCCCGGAGCCCACCGACGCUGCCGACGCCGACGGCCGGCCCAGCUCGCCCGACGGGAGAGCAGGCUCGCCCGGCGAGCCGGCGCCGCGCGACCUCACCAUCUUCACCUCGGAGUACCUGUCGGAGCUGCUGCAGCUCCAGCGCCGGAUCAUGACGUCACGCGACAGCGAGGAGAUGGCGCGCGUGCUGGAGCUGCUCUGGGGAACGGGGCAGGUGCAGGACUCGGCCCUCUACUACGACUUCGACCUGUGCGCACUGGACCAGGGAGUGGUUCGCCAGCUACAGAAAUGCCUCAGCUAGUUAAUUAGGACGUGGUUCGCCAGCUACAGAAAAGUCGCACCUAGUUAACCACGGUGGGACGCUAUCUACAGAAAUGCCUCAGCUAGUUAACCAGUGGUGCACACCGAAUCAGUUGAUGACAUCUCAAACGUACUUUUUAAAUUCUGGUAGAUGUGAGUCAUAUUGGCUGGAGCAGCCGUCAACAGAGGCGAUCCAGCACCGAUGACGCGCUUAUUUCGCACAUCUUAGUCGACCGACUGUCAUUUCAGGUGGGGGCACAUCUUCCCUUAUUGCUGAUAUCGCAGUACAAUCACCGAAUCAGUCGUCGUGUCAUUCGGGGCGACAACCUCAUGAGUUUUAUUGGAUAUGGGCUGAUAUUUUCUCGGUUGCAUAUAUUUUGAACGCGCUCUUUCGGGGAAAAACAAAAGCUCAAACUGUCACUGGCCCCUCUCAUGGGCCAGUGAAAGAUAUUGAAAGAUAUUAAGCCAGGCAUUUAUCACACCUUUGAUUAUAUUAGUGCUACAGCUAAAAUACGAAUGUGUGAAGCAUACAGUAUAACAGUACAUUCAUAAAAAAACAGAAGACAAAAAAAAUGAAGCACAAAAACAGCACAGAUGCUGGUACAAAAAUAUAAUUCGUGGGUAAUAGUAUGUAGAUUGCGAAGGCUUUUAGCAAGGGUUUAGAGCUGUAAACCAUAAAACAAUAAUAACGGCGAACCUUCACGCGGCUCAUAUUGGUCAUGUUUCAAGGGAAAUCAGCCUCACCGUCCCCGUGCCGGCCAGCCGGAGAGCUAAUGGAUACUUGCCACAAAGUAUCGCACUCCCGGUGCAUUGUUGAGAGCCGGGGUUCAGGUCGCUCCAGUGCCUACUGGCAUGGCUGCUUCCGAGUUGCUCGGGUUGCGACAGCCUGUUGAGUUCAGUGAGAAGGACGCAGUGUGACGUGUCUAGCUAAUCUCCCGAUACAGAACGAAUGCCCGAUCGAAUGCCCCUAUCUACUUAGGCCGAGAGCUGCUAGACCUGCCUAGUGCGGUGUCUGAGUUCUGGCAAUUCGUUCGAGAUUUACAGAUAUUACUAAUUAUGUCGGGAAGAAUAUUGUGCAGAGGUUGGAGUACUCUAGGAGUUUUGGAACGGAAAUGAUCCUCAGGGAACACCUGCAUUGUGUGCUGGUGAGGCCAUUUUUCACCAUUGUGAUCAAUUAGCCAGUGAGCUGUGAAUUAAUGUUCAAAUACAAACCUUACAAGCCUU